Messenger RNA from Gorilla gorilla gorilla (western lowland gorilla), 1880 nucleotides. Its product is annotated as translation initiation factor IF-2. The coding region runs from base 550 to 1119 and encodes 189 amino acids. The record is from RefSeq and is a predicted model, not a curated record. Lineage: Eukaryota; Metazoa; Chordata; Mammalia; Primates; Hominidae. The transcript has a single exon.
GAGGAAGAGGAAGUGAAUAAAGCUCAUACUAAAUAUAUAGCACCCACUGAAGGCAGGGAUGUAGACAGAAAGAACGGGGGUGGGGGAAGGAAGGAAAGCACGCUUCGCCAGGAUCCAGCUGUUUUUUAACAUACCUAAGCCUACGGAAGCUAGGAAGAUAUCGGAAGCGACGGCAUCCCUCAAAUUCGAGAGGGCGGAUGCCUCUAGGGCUAGAGAGGCUCCCUAGCCCUCAGUUACAGAGCGACUGGGAGGGGACAAAAUGGAGUUGAGGUUUAGGGGCACCCUAAAGGUCGUUUGGAGGUCUAGCAAGCACUUCAUGGUCUCCUCCGGAAAGGGCCAUGGCAAAGCCUAGUACCCCGAUCAGGAAGAUGACUUCUGGCCCUCGGGAUGCGGUGAGCGGCAGGAAGAGGCAGGCUGGGGUUCCGAGGACCCCAGACUCCAUCACAGGAGCAGAUACAGUGACCUCGGGAAUCUUCUCCGCCCCAGCGGAGGCGAUCGGAUAGAUAGCCCUGGCUCAAGGAAAAAAGCGAGCCGACUCCAGGAGCUGGAAUGCCCACCCAACCUCCUCCCGGCUCAGGUGAGGUACGCCAGUCCCCCUCUGGAAAUGGGGCCCUGGUACCGACAGGGCAGGGGUGCCGGGGCCGCAACCUCCCCAUCCAGGGAUACUCACCGGAGGGGCGGCCCACCGCGUCUUCGCAGCCGGCCGGCGCCUGGCACUCGGGAAGCUCGCAAAAAGGAACCGCGUGCCCGCUAGCGCUGGGACGAGGAGGAGCGCGCGGCGGAGGCCAGAGAAAAAGCCGCAGCGGCGCGCGCGCACCCGGACAGCCGGCGGAGGCGGGGCUCAGCGCGAGCCCGGAAAAGACGCGCCCGGAGGGGCGGGCGGAGCGGGGGCGCGCGGUGGUGUGGCAGAGCCAGCCGAAUCGCCGGCUGCAGACGGCUCGGCCCACCCACGCGCCCGCCCCCGCUCGCCCGGGACGUCAGUCGAAAAGGCGGAGCCGAACGGGCUUCCCGGGGCGCGGGAGGGGCGCUGCGAGGAAGGCGAGGCGGCUAACGGCUCGCCUCAAGUUGUUGCUCCCGCUGGCGAUCCGCUUCUGUCAGGCUCGCUGUUGGUGUCGUUGAGUGUGUUUCGGGAUGUCCUUGCGCCUAACAGCAGUGAGGCGCAGAAUUGGCCCAAGCCCUCACCUGCGGCUUGCUUCGCAGGACUCCACCCCAGGAUAAAAGUUCCCCUCGGGUCAUCUUCCAGCUGCCCUCAAAAGACACUCAUUUUUGGGUUUCACUGCUCCUCGUUUAGAGAGCUAUCUUAAACACUUUGACUAAAAGCAUCUUGCUCCUGUAAGCCUGAACUAAUGCCUCUCAUCCAUUUAUCUUGCCUCUUACUGUGUUAAGAUCCCCGCUCACUCCCACUGAUGAAAUAUCACAAGGACGCAGGAUUUUCACGUUGUCUUUCAUUUCCACGAUGGUAUCAUGGCAAAAAAAAAAAAACCCAACUGAUAAGGAAAAGUCACCGCAGCUUUGUGACAUCUUACUAGCCCUGAUCAUUGCUUAUAAGCCGGUCAUACGAAUGCUGUUCCAACAGAUGCAAGAAAUUGCCAUUAAAAUUAAAAUGCCAGCGAAGUAUCUGAGGGCUUCAAAAGGGACAGACCAUAAUUGCAAAUGAGGCCUGAUAAACUGCCAAGAAUAUAUCACCCAAAAAAAUAAAUCUCAAGAAUUCUUCUAGUUCCCUGAUGCGUAAUGGUGAACUAGCUUCCUGUUCCUGAUGGUAAUUGACAUUUCACUUCACUUGCUGAUUUCCAUUUUCCCAUAGAAUUACCAUUUGUGCUUGUGUGUGUAUAUAUGUGUGUGUGUAUAUAUAUAUAUAUAUAAAAUGCCUUACCACCUGA